GGCGGAGGAGCAGAUGAUACAGCGACGGUUCCUAUGUCCCUCCCCUCCGGGCCCCCGGACGAGCUCUGCGAUUUCCUCUUCAAGUUGAUUCUCAUCGGGGAUGCGGGGGUGGGAAAGACGUGUGUGGUACAGCGCUUCCGUAGCGGAGUCUUCGCCGAGCGUCAGGGCAGCACCAUCGGGGUGGAUUUUACUAUGAAAACCCUCGAGAUCCAGGGGAAGAGGGUCAAGUUGCAGAUCUGGGACACGGCGGGGCAGGAGCGAUUUCGCACCAUCACGCAGAGUUACUACCGCAGCGCAAAUGGUGCCAUCAUUGCCUAUGACAUCACCAAGAGGAAAUCGUUUGCGUCAGUUCCGCGCUGGAUUGAGGAUGUGAAGAAAUACGCCGGCUCCAACAUUGUCCAGCUGCUGAUUGGAAACAAGUCCGACCUCCACGAGUCGCGGGAGGUGCAGCUGCGGGAGGCGGAGACUUUGGCGCGACAUUUCGACAUUCCGUGCGCCAUCGAGACCUCGGCCAAAGACUCCAGUAACGUGGAGGAGGCGUUUGAGAAAAUGGCCACGGAGCUGAUGAUGCGCCACGGGGGCCCCGUCUUCUCCGAGAAAUCGUCCGACAGCAUCAAGUUGGACAGCACGGACGUGGGGGAGGCGUGGGGCUGCGGCUGCUGACGGUACCCCCCCCCCCCCUGUAUCACACUUUAGGGGCCCCAAUUGUCUGCUGUAAUUGUGACUCAGUAGUGACUUUUAGUCUCUGACAAUCGCGGGAAAGGGCCCGUCCCUCCUGCUUAGUAGCUGAAUUCCACGCAAUGCCUUAUCCUGAUUACUGGGGCCCCCGUUACACUGCACAUUCCUUUAGGUGCCGGGGGCCCUGCCAGUUUUAUGAAAUGACCCAGAAGGCCGAGGGGUGGCCGUGAUACUGUUCUCCCUCCCGGGGUCAGUUCUCCUGGAGUCUCAUUCCAUUUCAGUCCUGUAGCCCCAGAUCAUUCCCAGAUGCACCUCAUCAUGUGACUCUGCCCAGGACCAAACCACGAGAAAGUGCAAUGACCUCAACAUGCAGAUUUACUAAUAAUCCUUAUAUAUUGCUUCUUGCCUUUUUAUUAAACAGCGUCGCCUUUUCCCAGCAGGAAACUAUAUUUAUCACCAGCGAUUCAUUGGAAUAAAUAAUCAGUGCAGAAA
Xenopus laevis (African clawed frog) is the source of this 1170-nucleotide messenger RNA. RefSeq names its product RAB43, member RAS oncogene family S homeolog (gene rab43.S). NCBI's taxonomy places the organism in Eukaryota, Metazoa, Chordata, Amphibia, Anura, Pipidae. The record is from RefSeq and is marked predicted. Gene Ontology annotation, molecular function: GTP binding; G protein activity; GTPase activity. Gene Ontology annotation, cellular component: Golgi apparatus; phagocytic vesicle membrane; phagocytic vesicle.